Rasamsonia emersonii CBS 393.64 is the source of this 2505-nucleotide messenger RNA. RefSeq lists its product as uncharacterized. The coding region runs from base 1 to 2505 and encodes 834 amino acids. The transcript is spliced from 9 exons. Lineage: Eukaryota; Fungi; Ascomycota; Eurotiomycetes; Eurotiales; Trichocomaceae. The record is from RefSeq and is a predicted model, not a curated record.
AUGAAUCUGGCCUUGCCAAGAAAGCUUGCGUGGACCUCGCGGCCGACUACCUGCCCAGACAGGCAAGGAUCCGGCAGUCGUCUGAAGCAGCGACGGAAGGAGCCCCUUCAAACGCCAAGCCGCGGCGGCAAUUCGGCCACGAAGCUUGACGCGCAGUCGACUACCUCGACGACUGUGGCAGUAUCGCUCUACAAGUUACGCAGCGAGGGACCAGUCCAGCAAUUCCGCCCCGACAUCCAGCCACAGACAAGCUCAUCUGAACCGAACUUUGACGCUGACGACGCCGAUACGGCUUUUUUCUCCGCUUCGCUUGGAAUCGCGCAUCACGCCCUGACUUGCCUUCCACACAAAAAGCUUAGCGUCGCGACGCACCCGCAUAUUCCGCGCUUAUUGAGCCCGCAGGGACGCGGAAAGGGCUGUAACGUCGACUUCGACCAACUCGAUUCGAUUGGAGACGCGACUCUAGACACCCCGACACGAUAUACAAACUUCAUCAUCAGCGGUCCUUCAUUAUUCUGGAUCGAUAUCCUUCCUGCUAGCUUCUCCCAGCAUAGAGCGCUAGCCUCGUCUUCGAGUAAUGCGAAGCCCUCCAUGGUCCGAAUCCGCUGUCCUUUAAGGACGUCCUCUCCUUUGAUCGCCAUUCAACUUGUGAUCUUAUUACUAUGCAUUCUGCUCACUGGCAAUGGCGUUGUUGCGGACAAUAUCACUCAGCCAAUUUCGGUCUUCAAGUCGAGACCGGAUCUCUACCCUCCGAUAUUGACUCUGGAAUUGAGUGACCAAGCCAGACUCAGUCCAGGAUACAUCUUCGUCAGUCCCUACGAAGCCGAGAACCCGGGCCCUUACAUCUACGACAAUGAAGGGAAUCUCGUUUGGAGCGGAUGGGGUCAAUCCGGACCAGGAAACGCCCAUGCGCCGCAUAUUGUGCGAUCGGUGCAAGCUGGCGGCGGCAUGUCGUCAGCCGACAUGCAUGAGUUCAAGCUUAUCAAUGGCGGCAAGACCGCUCUCAUGACCAUCUAUCAGCAGCGACAGUAUGACAUGAGCCGGUGGAACAUCCGGACUGGCAUGGCGUGGAUCAUGGAGAGCAUCUUCCAAGAAGUUGACGUCGAGACCAGCAAGGUUCUCUUCGAGUGGCGGUCCCUCGACCACGUCGAUCCCACCGUCAGCUACACGCAGCCAGCGUCGACAGAUACGUCGGGAGAUGGACUGAACCCGCAUUCACCGUGGGACUACUUCCACAUUAACUCGAUCGACAAGAACGAAGACGGUGACUAUCUCAUCUCGUCGCGGCAUACGUGUGCCAUCUACAAAAUCUCGGGCAAGGACGGAUCGGUGAUCUGGCGCCUGGGCGGGGCGAACCCAUCGUUCACGAACAUCAAUUUCAGCUUUUCGCAACAACACGACGCACGAUGGCUGUUGGAGAAUAAGACGCACACCGUGCUGUCCCUCUACAACAACGGCUACAAUGGCUUCACCAAGACACAUGAUUACUCGUCUGGCAUGAUCAUCGUUAUCGACCACGUCAGCAAGACGGCCACCCAGGUCCGGGAAUACGUGCCGCCCGGGCUGACGUUGCUGAGUUCCAGUCAGGGCAACCUGCAGGUGCUGCCCAACAACAACAUUUUUAUAGGAUGGGGGAACAAUCCAUUUGUGUCGGAAUAUUCAGAGAAUGGCGAGCUUCUCUUGUGGGGGUACCUCGCCAAAGAGGUGACCAUGAACUAUCGGGCGCAAAAGUUCGACUGGGACGGCAACCCGACCGACUCCCCUGCCCUGUGGGCUUAUUCGAAGGGGGUGGCAGAAGACUCUCCGACGACGCUGUAUGUGAGCUGGAAUGGGGCCACGCGAGUGCGGUGGUGGAGAUUCUACGGCUCUAUGCAGCAGCAGGGGCCGUUCAAGUUGCUUGGUAUGGCGUACAAGAAUGGCUUUGAGACGGAAUACACAUACGACAACUACACCGCGUGGUGCUACGCGGAAGCGCUCGACGGGGAUGGGCAAGUUCUCGGACGGUCGACGACGCGCAUGACGUUUGUGCCUUCGCCGGAGCUGAGCAGUUUUUGCGGAGACGCGUUCUGCGAGAAUGCGCCUGCGUACGGGUAUCCGGGGGAGGACGAUCCAUCGCCUAUCAUCCCGCCUCCGAUCCAAUAUCCGCCUGAGGGCUAUUCUUCCGGGAACUACACGGGAACCACGCCGUCGACGACAGUGGGGGGUGCUGGGUAUGUUUACGGCUAUAGCCGACCGCUUCAAAACGCGUCCUGGAUCACUUCCGCCGCGUGGGUAGUCGUUGUGGGCGUAAUCGUGAUAGUGCUCGCGCUGCGCUGCAGACGCCGCUCUGGGAGGGAUGGCCAUUCGAGCGACAGCGAAGACGAGAGCGGGAAUUCAGUUCGCACGCGCAGACCCAGAUCCUCGUCGGGUAAGAAUAAAGCACGAUGGUGGCACUGGGGGCGCUGGAGGCAGACGCCGCAGAAAUACUAUGCUUUAGAUAGCAUAGGUGAGCGUGGUGAGUCGUGA